Molecule: messenger RNA, 1581 nt
Organism: Exophiala aquamarina CBS 119918
Lineage: Eukaryota; Fungi; Ascomycota; Eurotiomycetes; Chaetothyriales; Herpotrichiellaceae
Product: pyruvate kinase
Exons: 7
Coding region: 1-1581 (526 amino acids)
Biological process (GO): glycolytic process
Cellular component (GO): cytoplasm
Molecular function (GO): magnesium ion binding; potassium ion binding; pyruvate kinase activity
Source: RefSeq, a predicted model, not a curated record
AUGGGCGACGCUUUGGAUCAUCUCUCCAACCGUACAAAAUUGGAAUGGCAGGCCAAUUUGAACACUGAGUACCAGCCAAAGAAGAACCACCGCAGAACCAGCAUCAUUGGAACAAUUGGACCCAAGACCAAUUCUGCAGAAAAGAUCACCAUUCUACGAAAAGCUGGCCUCAAUGUCGUUCGAAUGAACUUCUCCCAUGGUUCUUACGAGUAUCACCAAUCUGUCAUUGACAAUACCAGACAGUCAGCCAAAGAAUACCCAGGCCGCCCAGUGGCUAUCGCCCUCGAUACCAAAGGCCCAGAGAUCAGAACUGGCAACACCCCUGGUGAUAAGGACAUUCCAAUCCAAGCAGGUCUGGAAUUGAACUUGACAACCGAUGACCAGUAUGCUACAGCGAGUGAUGACAAGAACCUAUACGUUGAUUACAAGAACAUCACCAAGGUGAUCGGCCCUGGCAAGUUGAUCUAUGUGGACGAUGGCAUCCAAUCCUUCGAGGUCAUCUCUGUUGUGGAUGACAAGACUCUUCGUAUCCGAGCGCUCAACAAUGGACAAAUCUCCUCGAGAAAGGGUGUCAAUCUGCCUGGUACUGACGUUGAUCUACCUGCAUUGUCCGAGAAGGACAUUGCCGAUCUGAAAUUCGGUGUCAAGAACAACGUGGAUAUGGUAUUUGCCUCGUUCAUUCGUCGCGGAGAAGAUAUCAAACAUAUCCGAAAAGUUCUCGGAGAGGAAGGAACAGAGAUCCAAAUCAUUGCCAAGAUUGAGAACCAACAGGGUAUGAACAACUUUGACGAGAUCCUCAAGGAGACAGAUGGUGUUAUGGUUGCACGUGGAGAUCUUGGAAUCGAAAUUCCAGCUGCAAAAGUCUUCAUUGCCCAAAAGAUGAUGAUUGCCAAAUGCAACAUGGCAGGCAAGCCAGUUAUCUGUGCCACCCAGAUGCUUGAGUCCAUGACCAACAACCCCCGACCAACUCGUGCUGAGGUCUCUGAUGUUGCUAACGCCGUCCUCGAUGGAGCUGAUUGUGUUAUGUUGUCUGGCGAGACGGCCAAAGGCAGCUACCCCAAAGAAGCGGUGACGAUGAUGCACGAGACAUGUCUGUUGGCUGAAAUUGCGAUUCCAUACGCCAACGUGUUCGAUGAGUUGAGGACCAGUGUUCUACGACCCAUCGAGACUGCAGAGUCGAUUGCCAUCUCGGCCGUUGGCGCCAGCAUGGAGUUGAACGCAGGAGCAAUUCUAGUCUUGACAACCAGUGGCUCAUCCGCACGUCUCCUGUCCAAGUACCGACCGGUCUGUCCCAUCAUUAUGGUGACACGAAAUGCAAGUGCCUCACGAUAUGCUCAUCUCUACCGAGGAGUGUAUCCCUUCCACUUCCCAGAACCCAAACCGGACUUCCGUGGAGUGGAUUGGCAAGAGGAUGUUGACAAGCGUUUGAAGUGGGGUAUCUCAUACGCCAUCAAGCUCGGUGUUUUGAGCCAAGGAGACUCUGUGGUUUGCGUUCAAGGCUGGAGAGGAGGAAAGGGACAUACAAAUACCAUUCGUGUGGUCCCUGCCGAGGAAGAUCUCGGGCUAGCUUCCGACAGUUGA